Patiria miniata (bat star) is the source of this 3499-nucleotide messenger RNA. RefSeq names its product steroid 17-alpha-hydroxylase/17,20 lyase-like. The transcript has 5 exons. Gene Ontology annotation, molecular function: iron ion binding; heme binding; steroid 17-alpha-monooxygenase activity. NCBI's taxonomy places the organism in Eukaryota, Metazoa, Echinodermata, Asteroidea, Valvatida, Asterinidae. Gene Ontology annotation, biological process: hormone biosynthetic process; progesterone metabolic process. The record is from RefSeq and is a predicted model, not a curated record. The coding region runs from base 404 to 1888 and encodes 494 amino acids.
GAGGCAGCAAAGACAGUCAGAUUGAUAAUAACAGCAUACAACUGGGAUCUACGUUAGCAUCGCAAGUGAGAGGUCUCCGCCGGUAUAAAAACUGCUGAAAUUUUCGGAAUUAACAGAAACUGUUUUGUCAAAAUCAGCAACAAAUUCUCAGUUAGAGGGUAGUCGUAUUUUUGUUAAAUAUCGCCAAGAUUAAUUUGGGUAGUCGUCAAAUUUGCCAGCAGCAGACAUCUCAAAGUGCACUCUACCUACCGCGUAGCUCAACAUUAUCGCCAGCUUCGGAUCAGCCGUAUUUGACGAGUGGCCCCGAGGUUGAUUUGUAUCAACCGACACGCAUAUUGCAACGCUAACAGACUAGCACAAAUUCCGUGUUUCACAUAGAAACCAGUUCUGUCAAAUAGCAGACAUGGUGCUGGUUGAUCUCCUCGUGUUUUUGGUUGUUCUCCUUGCUGCUUACAACUUCAUGAACUGGAGAGCAAGGAGGCAUCUCAAGCUACCCCCUGGACCGCCAUCUAUCCCUCUUCUUGGCAAUUUCAAUGUCUUCAUGAGCAACCGGCCAAUCUACAAAGUCCUCAAAGAUCUGGCUGAUAAGUAUGGAAGCAUUUUCUCGCUCAAGCUACCGAUGGGUCGCUUUGUUGUCCUGUCUGAGGUAGAUGUCAUACGGGAGGCCUUUUUGCGUCGUUCUGAAGAUUUCUCGGGUCGACCCUACGUGUAUUCAGUCAGCCUACUGACUCGCAAUAACUGUGGCAUAGCUUUCAGCGACUACAGUCCGUCUUGGCGCAUGCACCGACGCACGGCAGCACUUGCGAUCCGCAGGAGCGUGAAGGGCGACAACUGCAUGCCGUGCUCCGCUAGGAUUGAAGAAGAAGUGGUACAUCUGAAUAAGUUACUGUCUAAGAAAGACGGCAUGUACACUGACAUUAGCGUCGAGUUGAAUCUGACUGUCCUGAAUGUGAUAUGUGACAUGACAUUCAGACAGCGGUAUGAAAUCACGGACACUGACUAUCAACAGAUGCUGGAUAGCAACGAGAAGUUUGCUGCAGUCUUAGAGCCCGGAGAUCCCAUCGACAUCAUCCCUGCGCUCAAGAUCUUCCCAAGCAAGAAACUGCGAAUGGUUCAAGAGAUCAUCCAGGCGCGUGACUCCAUACUGCAGAAGAAAUACGAUGAGCACUUCCGCACGUUUGACCCCAAUAACAUCCGGGACCUGACCGAUGCCUUCAUAGCAACCAUGCUGGAGAGUAACGAGGAAGAAGAUGGCAGAGGCGUGCUGACCGAAGAUCACGUUGUCAUGGCUAUGUGGGAGCUCUUUGUUGGAGGCUACGAAGCCACGUACAAAUCACUGGUGUGGUCAUUAAUCUACGUGUUAAACAACCCAGAGGUGCAACAUAAGAUCCAACAGGAAUUAGCAGACAAGAUAGGAACUCGACUGCCUGUGUGGGAUGACCGUUAUGAGCUACCGUACCUGGAGGCAACAGUGUUGGAGACACUACGUCGUAGUUCCUUCUCCUCAAUGAAUGGCCCAAGACGGACCCGAUGCGAUACCAAAGUGCAGGGAUAUGACAUACCGAAGGACACAACCGUUUUCUGCAAUCUGUGGUGGGUUCAUCAUAAUCCCAAGUAUUGGAAAGAGCCAUUCAGCUUCCGGCCAGAGCGAUUCCUGGACAAAGAUGGAAAGGUUUUCACUCCCACGAGUUUCAUGGCAUUUUCCGUCGGUCGCCGGGUUUGCCUUGGCAAGAAUCUGGCUAUGAUGGAGCUGUUCAUGUUCCUGGGGGGCAUCUUGCAGCGUUUUACACUGAAGACACCCCCUGGAGAGAAACUCCCCAACACGGAGCCCCAGCCAGACAUGAUGAGGUCACCUGACUUCUUCAGAGUUCAAAUUGAUAGCCGUUGAAGAAGCAACGAUGUGUGACUAUGUAUCUGACACCAUAAUUGAUGGUUUGACUGUUGUGUAGAUAUUGUGGAAUUGCGCAGAAUGGUCAUUCAUGCAAGUGAUUAUGAUUCUUGCUGAUUUUAUAUUGUUCCACGUAAUAUUGAACCAGAGAAGCAGAUCUUACACUUAUUUGCGAAACAGAAACAAAGCAAUAUGAACAAACUGUAUUAUACGAUGAGUGUAUUGGGCGAAAGCGGAUAUUGUUGUGUGAAUAGAUUUGAAGAGGUUUAACACGAAUACGGACUAUAACGUUGUGUAUAACCUGAAACACGAUGUUACACGAUGUUACACGAUGUAAACGAAUCACAUUGUGAUCCAGAUUUUGCAAUAUAUGCUCGUAAUAUUUAUCUAACACCCUUUGCUAAAUCAACACUUAUAACUCUUAUUUUAUAACCCGUUCACACACAAGUGUGGACACUUAAAAUGGACAAUAAUGAAUAAUAUACAUUAUUCAAAAUAAAUGUAAUUUCAUGGAUAAUAAAUGUUUAUGGUAUAAGGUUUUUGAUUGACCAAUUUUUUUCCUUCAUUUUUUUGCGCUUAGACUGAAAGUAUUUUUUUGUAAAUAGUAGAUCGCAUUUAUUCAGGUAUAAUAUUUUUUAUAAAGAAUGUAAAUGCAAGCUUGUAAAAUAUUUAUGUGAUUGUAAUAGUUUAUAUUGACGUAGACAUUUUCGGGAGCUGAAAAAGGAUGCUAAAGCAGGCGACAUUUUCUUUCUGCGCAAUAAUCAAACAUGGUUUCCCAUCUUUGAUAAUAUGGAGUGAUUGUAUUUACUCCAUAUUAUCAAAGAAUCGUCAACAUUCUUGGAUUAAGCCCUGAUAUGAAUAUUCUUUUAUAAAAACAACUGCUGAGCGAAAACAAGUCAGGCGCAAGUUGGGACAAGUAAAACCUACUUUCUUCUCAAAAAAAAAACCCACUGAAAAUAAUGUCGAAUCAAAAACAAUUUCCAUCCAAGAAUAAGUCCUUCUGUGGAUAAAAAAAAAAUCUUUAUGGAUUAAGAAAGUCAAAUUUCAUAGGCUGGUACAUUUUAUGCGGAAACUUCACUUAAAUUAAAAAUUGUAACAAAUGAUGUUUUCAAGGGCUUGAUUGAUUGAAUUUCGAAUUUUGAGUGUUAACAUAAUGAAGAUACCGUUUUGAUAAGUAUCACAAUUUACAUGUAAUGUGUUGUCAAACAUCAUGUUUCAGAACUUCACCGGUGUUUUUCGAGGGCUGUUGAUUAAAAGUGUUCAGAGGGCUUGGAUAAUCCGGUAGGUUCGAUUCCAGCCUUGGCCACAGGAAAGGCACUUAUUAACUAUUUACUCGGGGUUCAGCGCCCUUUGAGUAUCUUGAGUGAACAAUUCCUUCGAUGGGAAUAUAAUCUAUUGAUACUUUUACUUAUAACGUUGACAGCAAUAAUAGUUGCCAUGCAUGUAAACUGAUAAUACGAAACUCCUUCAUGUUACAGUAAAUCUUCGAAAGGUCAGUUGCAAAUACCCUUUUCUGUAAAUUUAUAGAUAAAUGGAUUUUUAAAUCUUUUGUAUAUUAUUAUUAAUAAGUGAUGAUAACAGUCAAGAAUAAAUGCAGUGUGAUUAGCUAAA